Molecule: messenger RNA, 375 nt
Organism: Desarmillaria tabescens
Lineage: Eukaryota; Fungi; Basidiomycota; Agaricomycetes; Agaricales; Physalacriaceae
Exons: 3
Coding region: 1-375 (124 amino acids)
Source: RefSeq, a predicted model, not a curated record
AUGACGUAUCUCGACCUCGAGAAAAACAAGCCUGCACUGGACUCAGACGACGACCGUUCCCUCGUAUUUCUCCAGACAAUCAUCCUAGUUACCUUGCUCCACGAGCUCACUCACACUCUCAUGAACAAGAUCUUCAGCGGCCACCUUGAUUCCUUUUUCAAAAGCGGAGACAUCCUGCGCGAUAUCGUGGAACACGAGAGAUCUCUAUUCGUUGGCUCGGUCUUGUGCGUCGAAUGGCUCCAGUUCGAAGCUGCGGGUGAACAAGAUUCGAAGUAUAUGUUCGCAGCCAGUUCAAACUGGGGAAGGGCUUCACAAUGUUUUGGUGGAGGUCCUGAGAAUGAUGCUGGGUUCUAUCGACCGGAGCGAAAUCUUUAG